Molecule: messenger RNA, 1725 nt
Organism: Colletotrichum fioriniae
Lineage: Eukaryota; Fungi; Ascomycota; Sordariomycetes; Glomerellales; Glomerellaceae
Source: RefSeq, a predicted model, not a curated record
AUGGAGGGUCCAUUCGAUGCAGUCGUCGUCGGUGCCGGCUGGUUCGGUCUCGCAGCCGCCAAGGCCUACUCACAACUCCACCCGACCGCGAGCCUCGCCGUCCUAGAAGCUGCUGAGUCUUGCGGAGGAACGUGGUCCAAGAACCGCCUCUACCCCGGCUUGAAGUCGAACAACAUGAUUGGGACCUACGAGUACCCUGACUUUCCCAUGUCAGAGUCUGUGUACGGUGUCAAGCCCAACAACCACGUCCCGGGUGCGGUCCUGCACCGGUACCUUACCGAUUUCGCCAAGCACUUUGGCUUCUUCGAUCGUAUUCAGUUCAAUACCGCCGUCAACUUGGUAGAGAGGAAUGGCGAGAAGGGAUGGCGACUUUCUGUUGCCUCGCCGGCAGGGGAGCGCGUGAUCCAGACUGAGAAGCUCGUCCUGGCAACAGGAUUGACUUCGACACCGAACCUUCCCACUUACUCAGGAGCCGAGACCUUCUCUGGCCCUCUAUUCCAUGCAAAAGACUUUUGCAAGAGGGCAUCCGAGCUCAAAGGGGUCAAGAACGCCGUGGUCGUAGGUGGAGCAAAAUCAGCCUUCGACGUUGCCUAUGCCUUGGUACAGGACGGCGCGGAGGUAGACCUGAUCGUUCGUCCCAACGGCCACGGCCCUGUUUGGAUUGCGCCUCCCUUUGUUACACCUUUCAAGAAGAGAAUGGACCAGCUGCUCAACAUCCGUUGGAUGUCAUGGUUCAGCCCGUGUCCUUGGGGUGGUGAAGACGGCUACUCAGGUGUCCGUCAAUUCCUCCAUGGAACCACCUUUGGUCGCUUCAUUGUCGAUUCGUUCUGGAAGGUGCUGAGUGGCGAUGUUCUCUCGGCCAACGCGUACGAUUCUCACCCUGAGCUUCAGAAGCUGAAGCCUUGGCACUCGGCGUUCUGGAUUGGUAGCGGUCUUAGCAUCUUGAACUACGACAGCAGUUUGUUCGAUUUGGUCAAGGAGGGCAAGAUCCGUGUUCACAUUGACAACAUCGAUCGGCUAGAGGGCAACAAGGUCUUCUUGUCUUCUGGUGAGCAACUCGAUACUGAGGCGAUUGUUUGCUCCACCGGCUGGAAGAAGGAGUCGACCAUCAAGUUUGCUGGUCUCAACGAGGAGAAGCUCGGCCUCAAAUACUCUGCGACUGAGAGACGUGCUUUAGAUCAAGAAGCGGACGCCAAAGUUCUUGAGCUCUUCCCUCGGCUGGGAGACCAACCGAAACUGAGAUUCACCCCCAAGGAGGCAAACCCCUUGCGUUACUACCGCUUCAUGGUUCCCUCUACAAUGGUGGGCUCUCGCGACCUCGCCUUUGCCGGCAUGAUCUCAACUGUCAGCACCUCAGUCUGCGCCACGAUUCAAGGACACUGGAUUGCCGCCUUCUUGGGUGGCCAGCUGGAUCGUCUUCCCACAUCUGAUCAAGAGAUUACGGAUGAGAUCAUGCUGCACACACAAUGGGGCAAAUGGCGCUACCCCUGCGGUUACGGUGCCGACCUUCCCGACUUUGUGUUUGAGGGUUUGCCAUACGUCAACAUGUUGAUGAAGGAUCUUGGAGUAGAGACACAUCGCAAGUCAAGCCGUCUUCAGGAGCUUACGUCGCCGUACUUGCCGGCUGACUUCCGUGGCCUGGUUGAUGAGUGGAAGCAGGGUCACGGUGCCAGCGAAACCGAGAUUGCCACACAUAAGGUUGUUACUUCAGGGACGGAUGAAUGA